AUAAAAUCCAUUUCAUUGGCAAAUAGCGUACUUUGUGGAACGGAUUAGAGUAGAUUCAACAGAUUCGAGUAGCGAAUUACAGGCGGAAGUCAUGGCUGUUAUCAAGCUCUUUAUAGUCCUGCUGUGCAGCAUUCUUUGUAUCAUCUUCUUUUGUGGAUUAGUAGCUGGGGAAGUUUAUCCUUACCCAGGCGACUGUAGAAAGUACCAACAUUGCGAUGGUAGCGGUUGUUUCGUUUUGGAGUGUGGCACAGGCACGGAAUUUAAUCCAAACAUCGGCACCUGCGACUAUCCUCUCCAAAAUCGUCAGGAUUGUAUGCAACGUGGAUAAUUUGUGCAACAACAAUUUGAAAUAUUUAUAGAAUAUAUCGCCAUAUCAAAUGUAUUUCUUUUUUACGAACAAAUGUACCAGCGAGAGAAUGUGAAGAAGUGAAACAAUUUAAAGAAGUGGAAUAAUUGAAUAAAAUUUAUUUUCAAUUCA
Bombus huntii is the source of this 478-nucleotide messenger RNA. RefSeq lists its product as uncharacterized. The transcript has 2 exons. Gene Ontology annotation, molecular function: chitin binding. Gene Ontology annotation, cellular component: extracellular region. Lineage: Eukaryota; Metazoa; Arthropoda; Insecta; Hymenoptera; Apidae. Bases 92 to 328 code for a protein of 78 amino acids. The record is from RefSeq and is a predicted model, not a curated record.